UCCGGAAGCGGAAGGGGGGGAAGCCAGCCUCAGUGCCCAUUUCCGGGGUGAUGUUGCUGAGUCGACUGCUACCCCUGGGACCCUCUCGCCGGAUGGGGGCAGCGGGGCCGGCCCCACCAGAAAGACUCCAGUGAGAACUGGAGUGCUGAAGAGGUAGUGGAAAGAGGAGUUGCUGUUUCCAUUCCAUGGAUCCCUUGGGUGCUCCUUCCCAAUUUGUGGAUAUUGAUUCUCUGCCAGCCUGGAAUGACUACAGUGAGGCAGACCAACUGGACUCCCUCAAAACUCAAGUUGAAAAACCCCAACUUGAUAUUAGAUCACCUUUCCCAUACAGGAAAGACAUCAAUGCAAAAAUAAUAUUGUGGAAAGGAAAUGUAGCAUUAUUGAACUGCACAGCCAUAGUAAACACCAGCAAUGAAUCUCUCACAGAUAAGAAUGUGGUAUCUGAGAGCAUCUUCGUGCAUGCCGGCCCCAACCUGAGGGAUGAACUCCAGAAACUCAAAGGAUGCCGGACGGGGGAGGCAAAACUGACUAAAGGAUUUAACCUGGCUGCACGAUUCAUUAUUCACACCGUGGGACCCAAAUACAAGAGCAGAUAUCGCACAGCAGCUGAGAGCUCCCUGUAUAGCUGCUACCGCAAUGUCCUACAGCUUGCAAAGGAGCAGGCAAUGUCCUCAGUGGGAUUCUGUGUCAUAAACUCUGUGAAAAGAGGCUACCCUUUGGAGGAUGCAACCCACAUAGCACUGCGAACAGUCAGAAGGUUCCUGGAGAUUCAUGGGGAAACCCUGGAGAAGGUGGUGUUUGCAGUCUCUGAGCUUGAACAGGCCACUUACCAGAAGCUGCUGCCUCUGUAUUUUCCAAGGUCAUUGGAAGAAGAAUGUCAUUCCUUACCGUGCCUUCCUGCAGAUAUUGGCAAUUCAGAAGGGGAGCCAGUAGUACCAGAGCGACAGAUCAGGAUCAGUGAAAAACCAGGUGCUCCAGAUGAUAACUCGGAUGAGGAGGGGCUGGAAGCAGAUAUUUCAUUCAUUGGUUCCCACGCAUUUGCCCGCAUGGAGGGAGAUGUUGAUAAGCAGAGGCGCCUCAUUCUUCAGGGACAGUUGUCGGAGGCAGCACUGCAGAAACAGCAUCAGAGAAAUUACAAUCGCUGGCUGUGUCAGGCAAGAGCUGAAGACCUGUCUGAUGUUGCUUCUCUCAAAGCCUUGUAUCAGACAGGUGUGGAUAAUUGUGGUCGCACAGUGAUGGUGGUAGUUGGAAGGAAUAUUCCUGUAACUCUGAUAGACAUGGAAAAGGCACUCUUGUACUUCAUCCAUGUCAUGGACCAUAUUGUAGUGAAGGAGUAUGUCAUAGUAUACUUCCACACGCUCACUAGUGAUUACAAUCACCUGGACUCCGACUUUCUGAAGAAACUGUAUGACGUCGUUGACAUCAAGUACAAGAGAAAUUUGAAGGCAGUGUACUUCGUCCACCCAACAUUUCGCUCAAAGGUCUCAACAUGGUUUUUCACAACCUUUACCGUCUCAGGGCUAAAGGACAAAAUCCAUUAUGUGGAAAACCUUCAGCAAUUGUUCACAGCCAUACCCCCAGAACAGAUUGACUUCCCCCCUUUUGUCCUUGAAUACGAUGCCAGGGAAAAUGGGCCUUACUAUUCUUACCCCUCAUCCCCUGACCUGUGAUCUACGGCUCUGCAAUACUGCUGGUUUCCCAUGGAUCCUAUGACCUGAUGCCUGCUGAUCCCAUGUGCAUUUGUCCAUGUACAGAAUUCAGAGAAAGGGUUUUGCCCCCAGCUCUCUGGUAUUUUUUUACUGAUGAGAUAUUUUCAAGCACACAAGCAAUCUGAGAACUUUAUGCCACUGUGAAUUGUACUACUAUUUCAGAUCUAUUUAUCCAAAGGAAAAGUUGAUUUCAGGAUCACUUGGUGAAUUUUAUUUUCUUCUUUUGGAAGGUAUUGAGUUUUAUGCUUGAAUUGACUUUUUUGCUCUCCCAGAAGACCAUCAGAGAUACUUUAAUCAUGUUUUUACUUAAUAUUGCCUGGUUCCAGCUCCAUUUAUAAUACUCUGUUUUACAAAUGAUAUACAGUACCAGCCUGACACUGUUGCUCAUCUUAUGGUCUGUGCUUCAGUUCCAAUUAUUUUCCCCUUCUAUUAGUGCUGAUUGUUCUAGUGAUGACCCUGCAACAGUAGCUGGAAUCAGGAAUAUCACAACCACGGAGUGAGCAAAGCACUACGCCAAGUGAACUCUGUGGCAGUGUUUAGUACCAUAAAUGCUAUAAUCCCUGUCUGUUUUCCCUGGAAGAUGUGAUAAGUUGAGAUGUUGUUGCUCUCCCAUUAAGAAUAAAAUUGAAAAAUGUGUCUGAA
This is a messenger RNA of Caretta caretta (loggerhead turtle), 2351 nucleotides long. RefSeq names its product ganglioside induced differentiation associated protein 2 (gene GDAP2). Lineage: Eukaryota; Metazoa; Chordata; Testudines; Cheloniidae. The record is from RefSeq and is a predicted model, not a curated record.